AUGGGCGCGGCGCCGUCGACCCCGAGGCUGGGCGCGGCAGGCGCGCCGCCGUCGCCCAGCGCGGCGGAGCAGAUGUUCGCGGCGCUGGUCGGCGAGAAGGCCUACCCAAUCUCCUCCGAGUUCUGGAAGCAGCUGCUCGAGCUGCCCCUCACCCUGCAGUGGCCGCGCGACCGCGUGCUGCAGGCGUGCCACGCCUUCGCCGAGAAUAACCACCAAACAAAGCAUCUUGCAAAGAUUUUGAUCCAUUUGGUUUGGUGCUUGCAAGAGUGCUCCUCAACAACUUCUGUAUAUUCUGUCGUAUAUCGGAGGGCGAUCAAUGCGGCAUACAUAUCAUCCAUAUUUCUCAAGUUCAUCAUUGAAAACGCAAAAACCGACAGUUGGCAAGAGCUAUACCUUGACAUUGACAGGAGUGAGAAGGGGUUGGAAAACUUUCCUGCAGAAAACACUGUGGAGUAUUUUCUGAUGAGAGGUGUGCUGGACUAUAUUGGUAGUGUGGAUGUAAGUCCGGAGUCAUGCUACCUACAUCAUGAACUCCUGAACUUGAUGCUAGUUCUUAUGUCAACUCAGUUAUGUUCUGGACCAUCUCCAGAGCCAAAGGAUGUGCAUCCUUUUAUUGAUGCAGCUAUGCUUCAGGACAGCUCCAUAGUGGCUUCAGUGGUGCAAAAAUUUUUGCUCAAUUUUGUAACACGGCCAAAAAUUCCUCUCAAUGGUUCACACCCUGUUUUCUCUGAUGAUGGUAGGCCUGGUGUUCUGCAGCGAGUUGGCUCAGCAGCUGCAAAUAUCUUCUUAUUGCCAUAUUAUACUUUCAACUACCUUCUUGGUGGGGCAAAGUGCAUUUCAAUCAUGGCGAAAGGGAGUCAUAGAAAUUCUUGCGUGUUUCUAACCAACAAUGUAUACACUAUGGACUCAAAUACCAACGACAAGGAUGCUCCAGUUUUUCAUGAUAACCCUUAUUGCAAGGCAUUAAACAGUGCUAAGGACAUACAAUAUGAUCGUGCUGAUGUUGAAGGAAAUGCUCAAGAUGGACCUGUUGUCAGGUUGUCUUUUGCAUCGUUGUUUGAUGCUCUUGGAAGAUGCUUAAAUGAUGAGAGCUCGGUGCUGUUUCUCUAUUCUUUGGUCCAUGGGAACUGUGACUUUCAGGAAUACGUCCUGGUUCGAACAGACUUGGAUACUUUGCUGAUGCCUAUCUUGGAAAUGCUCUACAAUGCAUCAAGGAAGACUUCGAAUCAGAUUUACAUGCUGUUGAUUAUUCUCCUGAUCCUCAGUCAAGAUUCAACUUUCAAUGCUAGUGUGCACAAAUUAGUGCUUCCUGCUGUUCCUUGGUACCAUGAGCGCCUGAUGCAUCAAACAUCUCUGGGAUCUUUGAUGGUUGUAAUACUAAUUCGGACCAUCAAGUACAACCUCUCCAAGCUAAGAGAUGUCUACCUUCACACAAACUGUCUUGCAAUUUUAGCAAAUAUGGCUCCUCAUGUGCAUAGGCUGAGUGCUUAUGCAUCACAAAGGCUAGUUAGUCUCUUUGACAUGCUUUCUCGCAAGUAUGCCAAACUAGCUGAGUUAAAAAAUGACAAGUCUCUGAAAGUUAUAUCUGAUCAGAUGGAAGCAGACAACAUCGCAGAUGAUAUGUCUACAGAGCUUCACAUAUAUACAGAUUUCUUAAGAAUUGUUCUGGAAAUAAUCAAUGCAAUCCUUACAUAUGCAUUGCCCAGAAAUCCUGAGGUUGUGUAUGCUGUAUUGCAUCGACAAGAGGUUUUUGAGCCAUUUAAAAAUCAUCCACGUUUUAAUGAACUGCUUGAGAACAUAUACACUGUAUUGGAUUUUUUCAAUAGUCGAAUGGACAUGCAACAAUUAGAUGGGGAAUGGUCUGUGGAUAAGGUGCUUGAAGUCAUCAACAAAACUUGCCGUUCAUGGCGUGGAGAAGGGAUGAAGAUGUUUACCCAGUUACGGUUUACAUAUGAGCAAGAAAGCCACCCUGAGGAAUUCUUCAUCCCAUAUGCAUGGCGCCUUGUCCUAUCACGGGGAUUCUCCUUCAAUCCGGGCGCCAUAAAUCUCUUCCCUGUGGAGAUUCACCUUGAACACCCAGAACAUCAAAUGAAUAGUCAAAUAUGA
Miscanthus lutarioriparius is the source of this 2106-nucleotide messenger RNA. Lineage: Eukaryota; Viridiplantae; Streptophyta; Magnoliopsida; Poales; Poaceae. The record is from the annotation of a GenBank genome assembly.